UCCAGAUAGCGCGCUGUUAGUACACCCACGACUUUCGGAUGUAUUCCAAUGCAAAUAUCUUGGCGGAGCUAUCGUACAAUUGUGCAGAUGUGCGAUAGCAUGCAAGAGUGUUUAGUCGUCUCUCUUCCAACUUAUUAUCUUCAUUCAAUAAGUUGACAGAUAGUGCAGUCAAACGAGUGUCGUUCUUUGAAUGACUUGUCCUGCAGUCGUUAGGUACGUCCAGCACUUUGUCAGUCUUGUAUCAGUUCUCAAAUCAGAUCCAUACUUGAGCUCAAGACCUGUCAUCCUCAAAGCGCGUCCCCCGGAACUCUGGAGUGGACAGAUAUUAGAGGGACAUAUAACUUGUUAUACACCGCUCUAUGUCAUUUAUUAUCUUUUGUCAAAAACAAGCGACACAAUGGAUUUCUCGUUCUGCCGCCUAAUAUGUCUAGUGAUUGCAAUCACUAUGUUCAAUCAAAGGGUAGAUUCCAACAAGAUUCUUGGGCUGAAGAUCCCCAAUAUCGACCCCAUUCUCAAUGCUAACACCGUGUGCUUGACCCUGCCUGGACUGAACCACAGACAACUGGAGGUGUGCAUGAGAAACCCUGACGUCACCGCCUCGGCCAUCCAAGGCAUCCAGAUCGCCAUCCAUGAGUGCCAGCACCAGUUCAGAGGACACAGGUGGAACUGCUCCAGCCUGGAGACCAGGAACAAGAUCCCAUACGAUAGUGUGGUUUUCAAACGAGGUUUCCGAGAGAGCGCCUUUGCAUACGCCAUCGCGGCAGCGGGCGUGGUCCACGCCGUGUCCAAUGCCUGCUCCAUGGGGAAGCUGAAGGCGUGCGGCUGCGACGAGAAGCGGAGAGGCGAUGAGGAGGCUUUCCGCAUCAAACUGAACCGGUUGCAGCUGGAGGCCAUCCACCGGGGGAAGGGCAUGGUGCACGGAGUCAUGGAGCACUUCCCUGCAGACCUGCCCGGGCCUCAGGACUCCUGGGAGUGGGGAGGCUGCAGCCCGGACGUGGACUUUGGGGAGAAGUUCUCCAGGGACUUCCUGGACUCGCGCGAGACAUACAAGGACAUCCAUGCCAGGAUGAGGCUCCACAACAACAGAGUUGGCAGGCAGGUGGUGAUGAACCACAUGAGACGGAAAUGCAAAUGCCACGGGACAUCAGGAAGCUGCCAGCUGAAGACCUGCUGGCAAGUCACACCUGAGUUCAGGGUGGUAGGCUCGCUGCUCAAGGAGCGUUUCCACAUCGCCACCCUCAUCAAAGCGCACAACAGGAACACGGGCCAGCUGGAGCACGCCCACCACCCCACACACAGACGGCUCAACGAGCUGGUCUACUUUGAGAAGUCCCCGGACUUCUGCGAGAGGGAUCUGCGGUCCGACUCGGCCGGAACGCAAGGGAGGAUCUGUAACAAGACGAGUCACGAAAUGGACAACUGUGAAAGCCUCUGCUGCGGGCGAGGCCGUAACAUUUUACAGCAGACCCGCAGUGAACGAUGCAACUGCAAGUUCCACUGGUGCUGUUACGUGGUCUGCGAAGAGUGUCGAAUAACAGAGUGGGUCAGUGUCUGCAAAUGAAGAAAUGCCGAAAUGUAAUCUACCUUUUUUUUUUUUUUUUAUUAACAGAGAAAGACUGCAAUACACCCCUUCCCUUUGCAAUGGACUGCCAUUUCCAUUAAUAGAAUGGAUCGCACGAAAACAAGACUGGAAUAUAGCCAGUUCAAAGAGGUGCACAACCAAGGUGUGCACAGCAUGUGUCCAACCGCCACAGUUCCGAGACUCUGGAUCUGCACUGCCUUUCAUCUCGGAAAGUGUUUUUAGGAUACAUUAGAUGAAAGAUAGUGAGAUACUAUGGAUGGUAUUGAUAACUGAGCACUCAUUUAUUUAAUCAAGGCUUCCUGAAAAUGACAAAUGUUGGAUUUUGUUAUCUCUAGACUAAAACAACUGCAUGGGAUCCCGGUAAUUUAAGAAGAAGAAGACAAGCAGCAGUUGGGGAAAAGCUAGAGAUUGUUCCAGAAUGUUACAUCUACUCUUGCUAUACUCAGAGCGACAGGUUAACCAUGUCAACUCAUUUCGAAUGUUUUGUAAUGUUUCAGGUUACAAAAUGUGGCAAUUCUGAUGAUGUCACUCUGCAAAAUGGCUACCUUGUCCCUCACAACAUUACAUUUGUCCAUACUGGCAACACCAACAAAACAGGAAAUGUGGACUAGAGUGUUGACUGUUGCGGGUGUUCUCUUGCAAGGAUGGAGUUGGGAAGACAAGAGGAUCAGAUGAUCAAGCGAUAGAGACAUGAAUAGUUACAGUACACAGAACGGACAUGGGAAACAGCCCGAGGGCAAAUGGUGGAGCUGAUUCAUGUCUGGAAGGCUGAAACGAUGAAAAGACUGGGCCCUUUGGUUGGUCUAUGCAAAAUCGGGUCAUCUAUAGCCCUGCCUUCACACGACUAAAUGUUGACAUGUAGUCGAUGUUAUAAAGCACUACCGUUAUCUCAUAGGUUUGACUCAAUGGACAGUUAGAAAUUGACUGGGUUGUGGUGGUGGUCCAAAAUAGGGGAGGGGUGUUUAUCUAUUGGGCACAGGGGUGGGUAUAGUGCGUUUAUUCUCUGGUUUACAUUCGCCAUUUUGCAGAUAUUAAUAUAUGAUUUCUUCCAUCCUAGCCAAAUGUCAUCAUCUGCUUGUGCUUCCCCUAUCAAGGUGUUUUGGUACUUCCCUGAUGCACUGCGCUUUUCCGCACGUUAAUUACACCACAGGUCAAUAUAGUCUACCAGUCUAACUGUCUAUACUGCUAUCUAUCCACCAUUCAUAGUGACAAUAGUGGUAGGUGGAUCCUUUGCAGGUUGACGUAUAUGGUCUUGUCCUGAAGGCAGAAGUGGGUGAUGUCCCCUUAGAUUGGCCAGCUGGCAAAGUCAAAAUGGGCUAUAUUGUAAAAAUGUAUGAAAAGAAAAUGCUUUUUGGUCUUCAUUUUAGGUUAGAGUUAGGUAUUAGGGUUAGCAGUGUAGUUAAGGUUAGGGUUAAGUUUUGGUUAGGUUAGGCUCUGCUAGUGCAGAGCUAAGUCCAGAACAAGAUUCAUGACAGAAAAUGUUAACCUGCGGAUCAUUUAUCCAGAUCUGAUACAUGCUAAGUCGCAAUCACACCACACAUAAAAUCAUUCAAAUCGGCACCAAUUUUCAAUAUAAGCGGAGAUGCCAAGUGCAUGAAAGAACAGUGAAGACAUGAGACACGCAACUCUAAAAGCUCCCUCAUUUAUCUUUUUUUGGGACAAUACAAUUAUCCUACCUAAACUAGCCUACAACACCACCAUUUCAAGUGAGUACAAAAUCCAUGCUCUAGGCUUUAAACUGCAAUGAAAAUGUAACUUGAAAAGGCCUUGUUAUCUGAACAUUUCAUUCCAUUAAUUCCAUUUGGAUCAUUUGUUGGUUUACUCUCGAUGCGCUGUCUGUUGCAUAUCAUCAUUCUCCCAAGUUGUCUUAUUAUAUUGGGGCCACAUAUCCUCCCAGCAGGCCCGGUUAUUCAGGAAAGCUGAAAAGGAUACUUCGGGAUAGACUUCCAGUCAUUGUGCUAACGCUAGUUAGCUUUGGCUCGCAAAACUACCUUUAACUUCCUUCAAACUGGACACAGAGACAUACAAGUGGUUCCUCUGACUCUGGGGAAGUAUAUAAAGGGCCUCAUUGUCAAAAUCCCAAUGUGUCCCUUUAACACGGCUCUGCCUUCUCUCCGAUCUGAGCGACUAUUCCUCGCGCACCUAGAACUUAACGCUUCAAUAUAGCCGAAAUAUUUGUCAUUUCACUGUUAAAAUGUAUUACCUUUUAUGUGUGGCGUAAACACAACCGGUCACAAUGUUUUAAUCCGGUUAGGCUACUUCAAAAAGCCUCCUUUAGGCUACUUUCGGCCAAGAGCGUCUGCUAAAUGACUUAAAUGUAAAUGUAAUGUAAAUGUAAAAUAUAAUUCCAGCAUCCAAACUGCAGAUUGUGGUGUUAAAAUUGCAAACCAAGAAGUUGGUCUACUUUGCUUAUUGGUUGUGGUGCAUUGGUACAAAAACCUGUUUGUGAAAAACAUGUUUU
This is a messenger RNA of Oncorhynchus gorbuscha (pink salmon), 4043 nucleotides long. RefSeq names its product protein Wnt-10a-like. The transcript is spliced from 4 exons. The record is from RefSeq and is a predicted model, not a curated record. Gene Ontology annotation, cellular component: extracellular region. Gene Ontology annotation, biological process: canonical Wnt signaling pathway; multicellular organism development; cell fate commitment. The coding region runs from base 191 to 1561 and encodes 456 amino acids. Lineage: Eukaryota; Metazoa; Chordata; Actinopteri; Salmoniformes; Salmonidae. Gene Ontology annotation, molecular function: cytokine activity; frizzled binding.